AAUCUCCCCAUUGUGCGACAAGGUCGCAGACAAAAGUACAGAGUUUUGCCAUCUGUCACCCUCGUUUUUGUCUGUAUAUGGGCGAAGUCGACUCCUGGGCCAGGGGGUGCGGCACUUGGCUUCAGGUGAACAAACUCGUACCUCAUCGGUUAAGCCCCGUCGCACCAGCGCGCCCCCUCUCGAGUUAAAGUGAACAAAGACCGAACACUGGGAAGUGCAGACACGCACACAUUUUUUCCGGUGGACCGCCCACGAAGUUCUCCUCCGAGAGAAGUCCCGCGUUUUCUUUUUUGCGCCUGCCUUUGCCAGUUCUUCCGAGUGUUUCGCCUCAGACCCCUCCGCAGCAGCAUGUGCCAUUCAUUUCGCGGCGGACCCUUAUUCUUGUCCUGAAAACGCGGUCGGAAGGUGGGGGGGGCAGUCGAGCGGUGGCGGCCUGAAGACGCGCAAGAAUUCGAGAAGGUACGAGACUGCCGUCGUGCUGUUUUGGGGAAGUCGCCGUCGUUUUUUCCGUUCUCCUCCCCUGUCGGUCGUUUGAUUUCUGGGGCAAACGGCGCCCGUCGCUUCGUCCCUUGUCGACUUGUGUUGUUCGUCUUGCGUCUUUCGCUCUGCUUUUCUGCCUCUCGCGGUCUACGGCCCAGAGACGCCCCCGCGCCCGCUGUUCGCGCUCGCGGCGUGCAAACCCACGCGGGCAGACAAUGGUCAGAGGCUCGUCAAGUGACUCCGCGUUUCGGCGAACACGAGAAAGACCAUGUUUUCUUCGGGAAUACCUGUUUUUGACGCGCUGAACAGGGAGGGGACGAAGUGUACAGACAGCCGCGGAUCGAGUGCUGCGCAGCUGCGCGACAAAGACGCGUAGCCGCGGACAAAAAAGAGGAAGAACCGGUGACCCCGGGGAAACGGCGUCUUGGUCUCCUUUUCGUCUCGGUCCUAUCGGUGUUUCUGUUUCUCUCCUUCCCUUUCACAGAGUAGCCUCGGCGAUUCCUGUUCCUCGACGCCGUCCUGCCCCGUCGAACGCCUUCCACAUGUCCCCUUUCACCGGGGCGACGAAGACACGGGUCGCGUCGUCUUCUGUCAAGACUCUCCUUCUUCGCCUGCUUCCGCUUCUUCUCCUUGCAGGUUCCCCAGCAUGGGCCAAGCUCUGCCGCGCCUCGAAGAGUGUAGCCGCCCAGGCUGAGUUCCGGGUGACCGGCGGAAGGGCACACCCCCCGAGCGGCUCGGCGCAUGCAGCGAAGAGAAGAGGCCUUGAAAAUGAGGCAAGCACUCCAGUCGCAGCGAGUCGACGGACUCGCCUCGCGCUGUCCUCUCAGGACUCGCGAGGCGCAGCGGCGGGGAGUGUGGAGACAGCUGGGGACUCAGUUGGAGACCCUGAUGAAACUCUCUCGAUCCUCAGCUCUCCCGCUACCUCUGACGAGGCACUCGAAAACGUUUCGGUGCCCCCCCAGCCUUCUUCUCGUCGGCGGUCAGAGCAUCAGGAAGUCCCCGCAAGGCCUUCCCCGUCUGCGCUCCCGUUACUCGGACAUGAAGGCACCGCAUCCUCCGCGGAUUCCAGAGACACUGGAGCUGGGGAAUCUCCUUCGGCUGCUGAGGCCUCUGUGUCGGUUGAUGGGGAGAACGCGGGUGAGGACUUGUCUCGAGUCCAGACUCCUUCUUUUGGGAACUAUGCUGCUACUGUUGUGGGUCCAGAAGACUCAGAACAGAGCUUGUUGGCCUCGCCAAGGAACAGAGUUCCUUCGUCUCUUCCUGAAACCUCAAUGAAAUCACAGUGGUCGCAGCCGUCGGAAGCAACGCUGACGUCGACCUCGCUCACCUCACCGUGCCUGUUGUCCGCGGAGCUUCCCCCUAUGACGCAGUCCGUCGCUUCCUCGUAUCUUCCUCGUGGAAUGGACGAGAGGCAACGCCCCAUCUUGUCGACUGUCGCGUCCCUCGUCUCCUCGCCUCUGACGAAGACCUCUGACCAGGCGUCGAAAAACGCGUUCUUCGCUUCGCGGCUCCUUGCCUCGGGCAUCUCCCUCUCCUCGCUUCCGGAUGCUCUGAAAGGGGAUGCGAACGCGGGCAAGGCCCAAAGAGAACUCCCUCGCCUCAUGGGGCAGCAGGCGGCUCCAUCUUCUCUCAGAGUGAACCUCGAGAAGGCGAACAACACGAAGGCUUUCUCUGUGGCUUCCGAGGCCGAGGCCUCAGGCGCCUCGCCGACAGGAUUGGGUUUGUGGCUGGCGAUUCUCCCUCAGGUGAAGGUGCAGAGUCGCUUUCUGCGGGGCAGAUUUGCGGCCCACGGGGAGGAGGAGCGGCAGUCGCAAUUUCGGCUGUCUCCAAGGAGCAGCCGGCGCCCUCGGUCGGUUCUGCCUUUGCUCUCGCGACACAAAGGGAAGAUGUUCUUCGGCGCAGUGCUCGUUACGCUCGCGCUCUGGCUGCUGUGGUCGACCGGUAAGAAGAAGGCAGAGAACUGCGAGCAGGAGCGACGCGUUUCGGUUGCGAGUGAAGGCCGAGGCGAGGGGAGGACAGAGAGCAUGUCCGACCCACAACUUUUUAAAAGGUUCUUUGGAAACCCCAAGCAAAUGCGCUUCCGCGCUCAGGAACAAGGCUCCUUCGGCGAGCAUCAGGACCGCGAGACCGUCGACGACAUCAUGCGGUGGCGAGAGUACCUGCGCCCCGCGCGCUGAGCUGGAGACCGCAGGGGCUCCGUGCCUGCGUCCCCUCGUUUUUGCAUGCAGAAGCUUUCUUGCUCACCUGUGCAUGCGUUUGUUCUUUGAAGAACGCUUGGAACUUGCGAAGAAGAGGAAGACAGUGGGCGGCCUGAGAGAAGCAGAGAGUCGCAGCGGGACGAAGAGACUGGCGCGAGCCUCUCCCUUCGGACCAUGUCCGUCUGGUAGAUCUCCGGCACCCCCCCGCCCACCCUUCCGCCACAAAGCACCCGUCUGAACUCUUCAAGAAAGGUACAUUGUUUUAUUUUCCAGCAGCGGUGCAAGGUCGAAGACGCGUCACCGAGCGUCUGUGCCCGCAGAAAGUGACGAACCAGGCGCCGAAAGCUCGGUGGCCUGCACUGUUAAACACUGCAACUGACAUUCGCGCUCCGUGGAAGCGGAGGAAAGAAGGAAAGAAGCUUGUUUGGGUCCUCUCAAGUGCCGCAGGUGCCCCAUUUCCCUGACGGCUUGCGCGCAUGCAGCGUCGAGGGGCUAUGAAACGUUUGGGAUUUCAAGGUCUCACCAAUUGUAGGCUUGUCUGGAAGCAGAGAGCUGUGAGGCAGGGGUGUAUUAGGAAGUGAAUGCAAACAAAUAGACUUCACUGUUGGGCGACGGCUUCUCGAGUGCGGAACUGAAAGGUGUGUUUUCUCGGCUACGUCAAGCUGCAUGUACAGAUUUAGGUCGCCCGUCGAGGCGCGCACCGUUUAUAGGUAUGAACCGGGUGAACGCGACCCGUCGACGUUUGACUUUGUAGAACUCUUCAUUGUCAGUGUCCGUCUGGGCGCUGAGUGUGACUGACAGCACACCAGGAACUGUGGAUCAAUUCAUGCAAACACCGAAG
Messenger RNA from Toxoplasma gondii ME49, 3519 nucleotides. RefSeq lists its product as hypothetical. The record is from RefSeq and is a predicted model, not a curated record. NCBI's taxonomy places the organism in Eukaryota, Apicomplexa, Conoidasida, Eucoccidiorida, Sarcocystidae. The transcript has a single exon. Bases 1023 to 2657 code for a protein of 544 amino acids.